Molecule: messenger RNA, 4328 nt
Organism: Sinocyclocheilus rhinocerous
Lineage: Eukaryota; Metazoa; Chordata; Actinopteri; Cypriniformes; Cyprinidae
Gene: dgkd
Product: diacylglycerol kinase delta
Exons: 30
Coding region: 17-3610 (1197 amino acids)
Biological process (GO): phospholipase C-activating G protein-coupled receptor signaling pathway
Cellular component (GO): plasma membrane
Molecular function (GO): protein binding; ATP-dependent diacylglycerol kinase activity
Source: RefSeq, a predicted model, not a curated record
GGGGCUGGAGCGCAGGAUGGCGGCGGUCGGUGCUGCUGCUGAGGCCGAGUCGUCGGACAGCGAACCGGAGCAGGAGCACGGAUCCCCGCAGAAACUCAUACGGAAGGUCUCCACGUCAGGUCAGAUCCGGAGCAAGACGAUUUUAAAAGAGGGAAAGUUGAUGAAACAGACGAAUUUUCAGCGCUGGAAGAGACGUUACUUUAAACUGCGGGGAAGAACGCUGUACUACGCUCAGACGGCCAAGUCAAUUAUUUUUGAUGAAGUGGAUCUGACGGACGCCAGUGUAGCAGAAUCAAGCACGAAGAACGUUAACAACAGCUUUACUGUAAUCACUCCGUGUCGUCGGCUGGUUCUGUGUGCGGAAAACAGGAAAGAAAUGGAGGAGUGGAUCGCAGCGCUGAAGAGUGUUCAGAACAGAGAACACUUUGAGUCCACUCAGUUCAGUAUGGAUCAUUUCUCUGGGAUGCAUAACUGGUACGCCUGUUCUCACGCUCGCCCCACGUACUGUAACGUCUGUCGGGAGGCUCUGUCUGGAGUCACGUCUCACGGACUGUCCUGCGAAGUGUGUAAGUUCAAGGCUCACAAGCGUUGUGCGGUCAGAGCCACUAAUAACUGCAAAUGGACGACACUGGCCUCUAUCGGCAAAGACAUACUGGAGGAUGAGGAUGGGAUCUCGAUGCCUCAUCAGUGGCUGGAGGGGAAUCUGCCCGUCAGCGCCAAAUGCACCGUGUGCGAUAAAACCUGCGGCAGCGUCUUGAGACUGCAGGACUGCCGCUGUUUAUGGUGCAAAGCCAUGGUGCAUGCUGGGUGUAAAGACCAGCUCUCUCCGAAGUGCCCACUGGGUCAGUGUAAAGUGUCUGUGAUCCCACCCACCGCCCUCAACAGCAUCGACUCGGACGGGUUCUGGAAGGCGACGUGUCCUCCGACCUGCACAAGCCCGCUGUUGGUGUUUGUGAACAGUAAAAGUGGAGAUAAUCAGGGCGUGAAGUUUCUGCGGCGUUUCAAGCAGCUGUUGAAUCCUGCACAAGUGUUCGAUCUGAUGAACGGAGGGCCACAUCUGGGCUUGCGUCUGUUUCAGAAGUUCGACACGUUUCGUAUUCUGGUGUGUGGAGGAGACGGCAGCGUCGGAUGGGUUUUAUCAGAGAUAGACACGCUGACUUUACACAAACAGUGCCAGCUCGGUGUACUUCCUCUGGGAACAGGAAAUGACCUGGCCAGAGUUUUGGGGUGGGGCUCGGCGUGUGACGACGACACACAGUUACCGCAGAUCCUGGAGAAACUCGAGAGAGCCAGUACUAAGAUGCUAGACAGAUGGAGUAUUAUGGUAUAUGAGACCAAGUUACCACGGCAACACUCCAGCUCCACGGUAACAGAGGACUGUAGUGAGGACUCCGAGGUGCAGCACAUUCUGACCUAUGAGGACUCAGUUGCUGCUCAUCUCUCCAAAAUCCUGACGUCUGAUCAGCAUUCGGUGGUCAUUUCAUCUGCCAAAGUCCUGUGUGAGACGGUAAAAGACUUUGUUGCGAAAGUCGGACGUGCUUACGAGAAAAACACAGAAAACUCAGAAGAAUCAGAGGCCAUGGCUAAAAAGUGUGGUGUGCUGAAAGAAAAGUUGGACUCGUUAUUGAAAACGCUUAACGAUGAAGCCCAGGCCAGCAGUGUGAUGUCUGCACCGCCGCCCACCAUCGCUGAGGAGCAGGUGGAUGGGGAGGGUGUGGUUCUGGCUCCGCCCACUGCCCCGCCCACAGUCACAGCCACUUGUUCGCCUCGACCGCCCGCCGCCAUCUUCAAACCCCGAGAGCAGCUGAUGCUUCGAGCCAACAGCCUGAAGAAAGCCAUCAGACAAAUCAUAGAGCACACCGAGAAAGCGGUGGAUGAACAGAACGCUCAGACGGAGGAGGGUUUGCCUUCACUACCGGCGGAGGAAGAAGAGGAGGACGAUGGUUCAGAAACAUUGUCUCUGCAGUCGUCAUACAGCAGCCGAGCGCGAGCCAGCAGACGAGCAUCUAAGACUCCAUGUGAGAAGCUCAUCAGUAAAGGAAUCCUGUCCAUAGGCAGCUCCGCCUCACUUCCUGCUCAGACAGGAAGUAGAGAGAACAUGCCCAUGCUGAACACUAAGAUCCUCUACCCAAGUCUCAGAGCUGGUGUGUCGGGGUCUUUUAGCGGUUCGGUGAUCACCAGGCUUCUGGUCAAUGCUGAUCCGUUCAGCUGUGAUCCGGAGAACCUGGAUCUGUUCACGGAGAAAUGUGUGAUGAAUAAUUAUUUUGGAAUCGGUCUGGAUGCCAAAAUCUCUCUGGACUUCAACAACAAACGUGACGAGCAUCCAGAGAAAUGCAGAAGUCGCACUAAAAACAUGAUGUGGUAUGGAGUCCUGGGAACCAAAGAACUUCUGCACAGAACAUACAAGAACCUGGAACAGAAAGUUCUGCUGGAGUGUGACGGGAGGCAGAUCCCUCUUCCCAGUCUGCAGGGAAUCGCUGUGUUGAAUAUUCCCAGUUAUGCAGGAGGAACCAACUUCUGGGGCGGAACUAAAGAGGAUGAUACGUUCACGGCGCCGUCGUUUGACGAUAAGAUCCUGGAGGUGGUGGCUGUGUUCGGCAGCAUGCAGAUGGCUGUUUCUAGAGUUAUUAAUCUACAGCAUCACCGUAUCGCACAGUGCCGAACAGUGAAGAUCACUAUUCUGGGAGAUGAAGGUGUACCUGUGCAGGUGGACGGGGAGGCCUGGAUACAACCGCCCGGAUACAUCCGGAUCCUCCACAAGAACCGCACACAAACCCUCACCAGAGACCGGGCGUUCGAGAACACUUUGAAGUCAUGGGAGGACAAACAGAGAGGCGAGAUUCCACGGCUGGUUUCCCAGCAUGCAUCGCAGCCGGAGGUCGUUUCUGAAGAGGAAACUGCUCAGAUCAGCCUGUUCGGACAGGCAGCCGGUGCACUUAUACACAGUAUCAGGGAAGUGGCACAGUCUCAUCACACUAUCGAGCAGGAAUUGGCUCAUGCGGUCAACGCCAGCUCUAAAGCCAUGGAUCUGGUGUACGCGAACUCCAAAAGCAGCGGGGGUUUGACCUGUAACGUGGUGAUGGAGAUGGUCAGUAACGUCAAAGCUCUGCACAGCGAGACCGAACUGCUGCUCGCGGGAAAGAUGUGCCUGCAGCUGGAUCCUCCUCAGAGAGAUCAGCUGAUCGGUGCGUUGAGUUCAGUCGCUCAGCAGUUACGCAGACUCACAGACAUCAGCUGGCUCAGUCAGCUAAUCGACCCGGCUGACGACGAGGGUCAGCUGUCUGAUUUCUCCAAACGCAGUCGUAGCGCUAAAUUCCGCCUCGUGCCCAAAUUCAAGAAAGACAAAAACAACAAAAACAAGGAGACGUGCGCCGCCCUUAACAUGCCAGUGAAUACGUGGGGUGUGGAUGAAGUGGCCGUCUGGCUGGAGAUGCUCUGUCUGUCCGAGUAUAAGGAGAUCUUCAUCAGACAUGAUAUCAGAGGACCAGAGCUGCUUCAGCUGGAGAGGAGAGACCUGAAGGAUCUGGGAGUGACUAAAGUCGGCCACAUGAAGCGGAUCCUGCAGGGAAUCAGGGAUUUGAGUCGAAACAGCACAACCAGCGAAGCCUAGACGCUCCGCAGCCAAUCAGAUGCCUCGCUCGGACCUUACGAAGCUUCACUGGCCAAUCAAACGUUCAGUCACGACUGUAAGCAGCCAUACGCCGCCACUCGACCAAUCACAGUGCCUUCUGUUCUCCUCCUCUGUGAUAUCAUCGCUUUGGGGGAAACUAUUUGACUACCUAGAAGGGGGAGAUUUAUCAAGAGCCAUCAGAGGGUCGAACCAAUGUCACAGACCCUGAAGAGCAAAUGAGCAUUCAGCCAAAUUCACUGAAGACAACAGGAAAUCCGACUUUUUUAUUUUAAAUACUUUUUUAAAUGCUUUCAAGUCUUCUAAAUCUGUCAUCAAAACUGAAUAAUCAUUUUAAUUUCCUGUGAUGUCACCAAGGCCCAGAUUUAUACUAUUAACCAAUAAUCCUAAACCCCAUGUUUUACAAUGAUCCAAAUCAAAUCCCGAUGGAUAAUGGAGUCCCGCCCUCCAUUAUUUUCUGCUAAAUAUAUUCAGUUUCAUUCUAAAAUGUCAUUUUUCAUAAGCUAAAUGUGUGGGGAAUGCAGUGUCAUGUUGUCUUGAAGCUCUUUGGCUCUGUUCAAAACCUAGUGAGCUGCCUUGCUGUCUACUGCCUACAUAGACAGCUGCCUUCUUAGCCACCAAAUGAUUUCCAGUUGGAUAGAUCCUCAGAUGAGCAUAAAAUACAAUGUAAUAUUGGGUCAAAUACUUUCCCAUUUUACAU